Molecule: messenger RNA, 423 nt
Organism: Ostertagia ostertagi
Lineage: Eukaryota; Metazoa; Nematoda; Chromadorea; Rhabditida; Trichostrongylidae
Source: the annotation of a GenBank genome assembly
AUGACGUUCCUGCCGAUUUUCGUGAUACCAAUGCUGGCAUUUGGAGGGUUUUUCAUCACCUAUGAAUCUAUACCAGGCUAUUUCAUGUGGCUCUCGGCUUUGUCCUACUUUAAGUACAGCUAUGAAGCCCUUGCAAUAAAUGAAUGGGAGACGAUAGAUGUCAUUCCAGGCUGCCAAAACCAUACCUUCAAGUAUAGGCAAUGCCCAACCUCCGGCGCUCAAGUGUUGGAACAGAAAAUUCAUUUCAGCCAUGCAAAACCUUGGAGACUUCUUCUUGCGUGUCUUUGCUUUUUUUGCAUCGAAGGCAUUUCUGCACGAUAUCCUAAGCGAUUUGAAAUAGACUUGGACGCUCCACCCAGCCAAAGAUGGAACGAGGUCGUGAAGUAUCAUCGUGACGACAUUCCAGGCUUCAUCAAAGCUGCG